CGGCGGCGCAGGAGGAGAGCCGGCGUCUGGAAGCCGGGUGAGCAAAGAAAAUAACUAAAAAUGACAAGUAGAAGACUUAAGGAGUCCAUGGGGGCUGUUCAGAUGGGGUUGCUCAAAAUGCUCAAAGGAUUCCCAAGCAAGGUUUUGCCACCCAUGAGUCCAAAGGUGGUUACAGAAGAAGAAGUAAACCAAAUGCUUACACCUUCAGAGUUCCUGAAGGAAAUGUCCCUCACCACAGAGCAGAGACUAGCAAAUACACAUGUCACGUGCCGACCACAGAUCAUCGAACUCUUAGAUAUGGGGGAGACCACGCAUCAAAAGUUUUCAUCAAUUGACCUGGAUCAGGCAUUAUUCCAGCCCUUUCCAUCAGAAAUUAUAUUUCAGAACUACACUCCCUGUGAAGUCUAUGAAGUUCCACUGGUUUUGAGAAACACUGACAAAAUUCCAAGGAUGGUGAAAGUUGUUGAGGAAAGUUCACCGUACUUUAAAGUAAUCAGCCCCAAAGAUAUUGGCCACAAAGUGGCUCCAGGAGUGCCAUCCACAUUUAGAAUCCUCUUCAUGCCAGAGGAGAACAAGGAUUACGCCCAUAUCUUGACCUGUGUUACUGAAAGAGAAAAGUUUAUCGUACCCAUCAAAGCUAGAGGUGCGCGAGCCAUCCUAGAUUUUCCUGACAAGCUGAAUUUUUCCACCUGCCCUGUCAAAUACAGCACCCAGAAGAUUCUGCUAGUACGAAACAUUGGCAAGAAAGAUGCAGUGUUUCACAUCAAAACUCAUAGGCCUUUCUCUGUAGAGCCACCUGUUGGAACUCUCAACGUGGGAGAGUCCAUGCAACUGGAAGUGGAAUUUGAGCCACAGAGUGUGGGCAGUCACAGUGCAAGACUUAUCGUGUGUUAUGACACAGGUGAAAAAGUGUUUGUAUCCCUCUAUGGAGCUGCUAUAGACAUGAAUAUAAGGCUGGAUAAAAAUUCCUUGAUCAUCGAGAAAACCUACAUAACUCUGGCCAAUCAGCGAACUGUAACCAUUCACAACCGCAGUAACAUCAUUGCCCAUUUCCAGUGGAAGAUAUUUGCUACCCAGGAAGAAGAGGACAGAGAAAAGCAUAGAGUCUGUGAUGAUCUGAUCAAAGAAGAAAAGGAUGAGAUGGAUGAGUUUCUCGAAGACUGCAUUAUUGAUCCUGUCCUCCGAGACCGUCUUUCCAUUCUCUCUCGCACCUUUGAGAAUCAGAGGAGGAUGGUUCAGGGAGACAGAUUGCUCUUCUUGAAUAACAUUUUCACUAUCGAGCCUGUGGAAGGUGAGGUCUGGCCCAAUUCAUCAGCUGAAAUCACUGUGUACUUUAACCCUCUAGAAGCCAAGCUCUACCAACAGACCGUUUACUGCGACAUUUCAGGCCGAGAGAUCCGUCUGCCCCUCCGAAUCAAAGGGGAAGGAAUGGGACCUAAGAUUUACUUCAACUUUGAAUUGCUCGAUAUUGGGAAAGUUUUUAUUGGAUCUGUACAUUGUUAUGAGGCAGUACUGUACAACAAAGGCAGCAUCGACGCCAUUUUCAGUGUGAUACCUCCAGUGUCACCUUUGGGGGCCUGCUUUGUUUUCAGUCCCAAGGAAGGUAUCAUCGAACCAAGUGGAGUCCAGGCUGUCCAGAUCUCCUUCAGUUCUGCCAUCCUGGGGCACUUUGAAGAAGAGUUCCAGGUCAAUGUCAGUGGGGCACCUGAGCCUGUGAAAUUGACCAUUAGAGGCUGUGUCAUUGGACCUACCUUCCAUUUUAAUGUUCCUGCUCUGCACUUUGGUGAUGUUGCCUUUGGGUUUCCUCAGACUUUGAUAUGUUCCCUCAAUAAUACUUCUUUGGUCCCCAUGACCUUCAAACUGCGUGUCCCUGGGGAUGGCCUUGGCCGUAAAAGUAUUUCAAGUUGUGAGCAUUAUUCAGGCGACAAAAGACUACCUUGGACCAAGGAAGAAAUACCUGCGAUAAAACCAAAAGAGUUCACCAUCACUCCUGACCAUGGCACCAUUCGCUCCCAGGGAUUUGCUGCUAUCAGGGUGACCCUAUGCUCCAACACUGUGCAGAAAUACGAGCUGGCACUGGUGGUGGACGUGGAGGGCGUCGGAGAAGAGGUGCUGGCGCUCCUAAUUACAGCAAGGUGUGUUGUACCUACCCUACGCUUGGUUAAUACAGAGGUGGACUUUGGGCACUGCUUCCUAAAGUAUCCCUAUGAGAAAACGAUCCAGCUUGUCAAUCAAGAUAACCUCCCAGGAUGCUAUGAGGUCCUGCCUCAGGUGUCUGAGGGUGCGCCUGCUGUGCUGCUCUCUAGCCCCAUCUCCUUCGGGGUCAUCCCCCCCAAUGGCACCGUGAACAUUCCGCUUGCCCUGGAGACCCUGGUCACUGGGGAACACAGGACCAUCAUCUACAUCCCGACCUUUGGGAGCCAGGACCCCCCUCUGAUAUGUCACUUAAAGAGCAUUGGAGAAGGCCCAGUUAUCUACGUACAUCCCCUUCAAGUUGAUUUUGGCACUAUCUAUGUCCUGAAAGACUCUUCCAGGAUCCUCAGCCUAUCUAACCAGUCCUUCAUUCCCGCAGUAUUUCGGGCACGCAUGGCACACAAAAAAUCCCUUUGGACGAUUGAACCCAAUGAAGGCAUGGUUCCCCCGGAAACUGAGGUUCAAUUGGCACUGACCGCCAACCUGAAUGACAUACUGACAUUCAAGGAUACAGUUAUUUUGGACAUUGAAAAUAGCAACACCUAUCAGAUUCCUGUCCAAGCUUCUGGAAUUGGUUCUACCAUCGUUUCAGAUAAGCCCUUUGCUCCAGAACUCAAUUUGGGGGCACUUUUUAGCCUGGAUACCCAUUAUUACCGAUUUAAGUUGACCAACAAGGGACGUCGGGUCCAAGAGUUGUUCUGGAUGAACGAAAGUUUCCGUCCUCAGGGCAAGCUGAGCAAGAAGGGCCCGGUUAAGAAGGGAGGUGCUAAUGGCCAGCUCCAGCCCGAUGGCUCCCAGGAGCCCAGGGGUCCACAGACCCCAGUGUUUCAGCUCCACCCCGUCAGGAUGGAGCUGUACCCAGGCCAGACGAUUGAUGUGAUACUGGAAAGCUAUUCUGCGACUCCCAGGGUAGUUAAAGAGAAGCUGGUGUGCCAUGCCGUCGUUGGGGCGAAGAAGGGGAAGAGCUUGGUGAUGAUCGUGAACGUCACCUGCGAGUUCAUCACGCCUCUCAUCCAGCUGUCCACCAAGCAGCUCAUCUACCGACUGGAGAAGACACCUGAUGCUGUGCUGGAACCUGAUUACCAGCCCUUGGUCAUAAAGAACAUUUCCACCUUGCCCGUGAACAUGUUGCUGUCAAUCUCUGGACCCUUCUUUGUGUGUGAGACUGAUAAAUCCCCACUGCCCGCCGUUCCUGAGCCUAUUAAACUGGACAUUGAUGAAGAAAAAAACCUGCUGAUCAAGUUUGACCCUUUCUACAGAACUGAUUUGAACAAUUGGGUGGCAGAAGAAAUUCUAGAAAUUAAGUAUGUGGAACACCCUCAAGUAGAAAGCCUGAACCUGCAUGGAGAGGUGCAUUACCCCAACCUCAGUUUUGAGAUGAUGGAGCUGGACUUCGGCUGUAUCCUGAACGAUAUGGAGGUCAUUCGCUACAUUACAAUCACCAACUACAGCCCCUUGGUUGUGAAGUUCCGCUGGUUCUUCUUGGUGAAUGAUGAGGAAAAUCAAAUAAGGUUUGUGACAUUGCCUAAGAAGCACUACAAUGCCCCCCGGUCCCAGAUGGAGUCCGUCCUAGCAACCCCAGCCACUGCCUGCUCCCUAGCAGUCCCAGCUACAAGACAGUCCCUCGAGUUGGACUUAGGUGAUUUUGUUAAGACCAUCCUCCUGAACGAAGAGGCCCCGCCUGAAGAAAGAGAACUCGGAAAAGACAAAGCACCCACCGUGAUCUCAGAGGGAUUAAAAAUUAACCCUGCUGAACCAGAAAGAAUACACUUAAGCCACAGCGAAGUGGAGUUUCAGGAAUCCCUGUGGAUCUUUUCACAGGAUGAUAUCCUUUCCAUCGGGAUAGAAGAAGUAUUCGAUAUUUUGCCCCUCUAUGGAACAUUGCAGCCCCACACUAGCCAGCAGAUAUCGUUCACCUUCUAUGGGCACAGUAACAUCAUUGCACAGGCUAAAGCCCUGUGCGAAGUGGAAGGAGGGCCCACCUAUGAAAUAAUACUCAAGGGAGAGGCAUCCCUGAUCGACUAUUUCUUUGACACCAAGGAUAUUAACUAUGGAUUACAGCUGUUUGACCGUGUCACAGAGAGGGAAAUCACGCUGAGGAACACUGGGAAAGUUGGCUUUGACUUCAGGGUUCUGACUGACCACGAGUCUUCCCCGGACAACCUCCUCCCCGGAGUGCCGCUGGUCCUGCCUCUCUGUGGUUUUAUCGGUUCACAGAACGAGCAGGUGUUGAAGGUUUACUACUUACCUGGAGUACCUGAGUUCUUUCAGAGAAGUUUGCAGAUACAGAUUGCCCACCUGGACCCAGAAAAGAUCACUCUAAGUGGAGAGGGAAUCUUUCCCCGAAUCUGCCUGGAUCUCCCCAGGAACCUGAGAGGAAAUGAAAAGUAUGAAACCUUACUGAAUCAGGCCAGAGAAAACAUGGAGAAAGAGUAUGACAGAUACGAAACUCUAGACCAGUUUGAGAUAAUGACUCAGGAGAUACCUCAGGAUGAAUCUACUGAGUUAAGUGCUUAUCUCCAGAUGGAAGUAGAGCGACUUAUAGUCCAAGACUACGCCCUAGAACAUCAGAAAUCAGUUAUCCCUGAUCCCACCAAUAGCACCUGCUUCAGCCAUGGCAGUCACUGCAAAAUGACCAAAAUCCAGCUGCCAGAGUAUACCCUGGACUUUGGCUACGUCGUCCUUGGUGAAACCCGAACCCAUAUCGUCAAGAUCACCAACACCAGUCACUUUCCAGUGUCCUUCCAUGCAGAAAAGCGUGUCCUUCGUGACACAGGAUUCAGUACUGAGCUAGAUCGUGUAAAGAAUCUGCCUUACUGUGAAACAGAAACAUUUGAAGUGAGAUUUGACCCACAAGGGGCCAAUCUUCCUGCUGGAGACAAAGAAGUCAUCCUGCCCAUCAAGGUGGUUGGAGGGCCAACAGUUCCCGUCUGUCUCCAAGCCAAGGUGACCAUUCCAGCUAUGACUCUGUCUUGUGAAAAAGUGGAGUUUGCUGCAAUUCAGUGUGGACAGUGCCUGGUGGAAACUGUUCAGCUUUUCAAUCAUCUCCAAGUCCCUUGUGAAUGGUUUGUCCAUAGCCUAAAGCCUGUUAACAAGCUGGAGAAACACAUGCCAAAGUACUUAAGACAGAAACUACGUGCUGAAUUAACACCAAAGAUACGGAUCUUUGACGUCCAACCCACUUCUGGAGUCUUGGAUCCUGGGGAGAGGUCCAACGUGCAAGUGAAAUUCAUGCCAAAAGAAGAGAGAUUCUACAGCCAAAACCUGGUGUUUCAGGUUGCCCAGAGUGCUCAAAAGCUUACACUGAUGGCAUAUGGGCAAGGUCUGGAGCCACGCCUGGAAUUUAGUCCUUCAGUUUUGGAGCUGGGGCCUCUACUGCCUUUUGCACCUGGAGAUGAGGCUGAGGUGGUAGUAAAGAAUCCCUGCAACUUUCCCAUUGAGUUUUACUCCUUAGAAUUUGACCAGGAAUAUCUCCUAGAAGAAAAGAUCUUGCGAAAGCUGAAGGGCUACGAUGCCUACAACAGCCUACUACUACCUCCUCGCAACCCAGGGGAGAAGCUGCCCCCAGAGGUGUAUGAGUACUUCAGGGAGAUGAAGAAGUCAAAGGAGGAACAGAUGAAGACAAAAUAUCUAGACAAUCUGGUGCAGGAGAAUGAAGAGGAAGAUAUAAGCACGUCAGAUCAGGGAACCUCCACUGGCACAAAGAGGACGUCGCUUAGCCGAGGGAUCUCUGUCACAUCCAACCUGGAAGAGCGGCAUGGCCUUUUCGUCGAGUCUAAAACCUCAGAUGAUGACGACGAUGAGGAAAGCCUGGAAAAAAUAAUGUUUCAAACCGACAAGAUUCAGAGCAUCGAUAGCUACUCCACAGACGAAGUUGGAGAGGUAGAAAACAACCCAGUGAGCAGAGCAAUCGCUCGCCACCUGGGCAUUGACAUUUCUACAGAAGGCCGCUUGGCGCAGAACCCGAAAGGCAUCGCCAUCAUCAUCCAUGGGACGCCCUUGUCAGGAAAGUCGGCCACCGCCGUCAGCAUGGCCAAGUACUACAACGCGGCCUGCUUGAACAUCGACUCCAUCGUGCUGGAAGCCGUGUCCAACAGCAACAGCAUCCCAGGCAUCCGCGCCCGUGAGCUCUGCAUCAGGGCCGCCAUAGAGCAGUCCAUGAAGGAGGGAGAGGAGUCCGCCCAGGAGCCUUCUGGGGGCCAAAGUGUCAUAGGACCAGUACGACUGAGCACUGAGACCUUGGGCAAGUUAACCUCAGAAAUGACGCUGGUGGCCCCGGACGGUAAACCCGGAAAGAGCAUUCGUGGGAGCGUGUUGAUCACCAAAGGCAAAGCGGACAGCCACACCUCUGGGUCACAGAAGCAGCAUCACCAGCACCAGUCUGAAACGUCACAGAUUUCCUCCAGCCCCCUCCCCGUGGGGCCCACCCAGCGCCGGCUCAGCGUCAGUGCCAGUAUCGGAGGCGAGACCGGGCUCGUGAGCUGCGUGCUGCCUGAUGAGCUUCUCGUGCAGAUCCUGGCAGAGCGGAUACAGCUGAGUGACUGCUACCGAGGAGUGGUGUUCGAUGGCCUCGACACACUCUUUGCUCAGAGCACAACUGCCGCCCUCCUCUGCCUGCUGAAGGCCUUUGGCAGCCGGGAGCACAUAUAUGUCAUCAACAUGGCCCAAGAUUAUACCGCCAUGAAGGCCCAGGAGAAAGCCAAAAAGGAGCAAGAAGAACUCAAACACAAGGAAGCUCUGCAGAAAGAGAAGGAACGUCUCCAAAAUAUGGAUGAGGAAGAAUAUGACGCCUUGACAGAGGAGGAGAAAAUCACAUUCGACCGAGAGGUUCAGCAGGCUCUGCGGGAAAGGAAGAAGAGGGAGCUGGAGAGGCUGGCCAGGGAGAUUCAGGAAAAGAAGCUACAGCAGGAGCUUGAGCGACAAAAGGAGGAAGAUGAGCUGAGACGGAAGAAUAAAAAGCCAAAGCAGGGACCCGUAAAGGAGGAACCCCCCAUGAAGAAAUCUCAAGUAGCAGGCAAGCAGGGUCUCCUUUUCAGCAAAGUCGAUGCCAAGACGGAAGCAAUGGAAAGGAAAGUAUCUGUCAAGGAACAGGCCAUGUCUGAGAAGGAAGACGUCAACAAGAAAAAAAAGACCGUGGCCGACAUCACCGUGUCCAGUAUUCCUCUGGCCCAGGAACAAGAGGACAGUGAAGGGGACCUGCCAAAGGACGUGGACAAGCAACUGGCCCAGAGGUUUAAGGUCUACGAGUUGAGCCUGAAGGACAUCCAGAGCGUGCUCAUGUACUGGGACCGGAAGCAAGGAGUUCAGCUGCCCCACGGAGGGAUGGAGGAGACGUCGCACGAGCCCGAGGACCAGCGGCAGGUCCCCUCGGGUGGGCGCAGGGGUCGCAGGGACCGGGAGAGGGAGCGCCUGGAGCGGGAGAAGGCGGAAAGGGAGCGCCUGGAGAAGCUGCGGGCCCUGGAGGAGCGGAGUGACGGCGAGGGGGAGGCGGAGGAGGACCACGAAGGGAAGAAGGAGCCGGGCGGCGUGCCCUUCCUCAGCAUCCAAACGCCCGACGCGGAAGGCUCGAGCUGGAAGCAGGCCCUGGAGAGCGAGAGGCUCCCCAGGGCGGAUCAGAUCCUAGACGUCUUGGGUAUGGGUUCCUCUGGGCCACCCAUCCCACCUCCCACCUUGUUCUCAAUCAUCACCUACCCUGCGAAGCGGCUGCCUGUGGACACCACAGACGUCCUGAAGCAUUUUGUGUUUGUGAUCCCAUCAUCUGAGGAGCUCUCCGUACUGGAUGAAAAAGCAGAAGUGGAAAUAGACUCAGACUAUUUGGCCAUCACAACCACUAUGAAGGCUCAAGAGGAGCAGACCACCUCAAUUAAAGGAAACAAACAGAAAGUAAAAGAAAAAAAUGAACAACCCCGCGAGAAUCAAAAGGACAAGCGUCGCAUGGCCGUCAACCGGAAGAGCCUUUUUGGGGAAACUGAUGAAACCAUUGCCCCACUGUCGGACGUAGACCAGAACAGCCUGGACGGGCAGCAGUACCAGGAGAAGUUCACUAGGCUGAGUCACUUCCGGUGGAUUGUGCCAGCCAACGGUGAGGUGACGCUCCGAGUGUACUUCUCCUCUGAUGAUCUUGGGACCUUUGACCAAACAUUCAGCUUUGAGAUCCUUGGAACUCGCCGCCAGUACCAGGUUUAUUGCCGAGGUGUCUGCACUUACCCAUACAUUUGCCAAGACCCAAAAGUGGUAUUUCCUAAGCGGAAGGUGAGCAUGAAGCCAGAUGAGAUCAUCUUUAAGAAGUAUAUUACAAGCAUGGAGAGGUAUUACUUCGGGCCACUGCUUUGUGGAAAAUCAAGAGAUAAGUACAAGUCAUCCUUGUUCCCAGGCAACAUGGAGACGCUGACGAUCUUGAACAAUUCCCCAAUGAUGGUAGAGGUGUUCUUCUGUUUUCAGAAUGAUGUCAAAGCGAACACCUACUUCCUGGAGCCCGCCAACAUGAUCCUGAAACCCAAUGAGAAGCAGUUGCUAAACAUAUGGGCCUACCCUACUGCAGUUGGUGUCUUUGAAGACAGCAUUGUCUGCUGCAUCAAAGAGAACCCAGAGCCAGCAGUCUUCAAAUUAAGCUGCCAAGGAGUCCGCCCAGAACUAGAGCUGGAACCCAGGCAAUUACAUUUUGACCGGCUCUUGCUACACAGAAAGGAAUCCAAGAUAGUUCUUCUCCGCAAUGUCACACUCCUGCCCGUGGCCUGGCGGAUCUCCAGCCUGGAGCACCUGGGCGAUGACUUCACCGUGUCCAUGAUGCAGGGCGUCAUCCCCUCCAAGGCUGAGUAUGGCCUGCACGUGCACUUCCAGCCCACCAAGCCUGUCAACAUCAGGAAAGCUAUUCGGUUGGAGGUCUUAGAUGCAGAAAAUAUUGUUGGCAUUGUUCAGAUUGAAAAUAUCCCAGUCUUUGCAGAGUCGUACGACAUUGCCUUGGACAUCACCUUCCCCAAAGGAGCUGAAGGAGGCCUGGACUUCGGGAUCACGAAGGUCAUGGAAGAGGUGAAACAGCCCCUGCAGCUGAAGAACCGCGGCAGAUACGAGAUCAUGUUCAGCUUUUCUGUGGACUCCAUAGGGAUUUUGACAACCAAUGUAAAUUCCAUGAUCUCAGUGCAACCCAAAAAGGGGUCACUGACCACAGCAGAAAAACCUACAAAUGUCCAAGUACACUUUCGUGCAACAAAGGAAGUGAAGAUCGAGCACCAGCCCAUUCUGCGCUGUCAGAUUAUUGAGCCCCGUAUGGGAGGAGAUGAGAUCAUUGCUAGCAUCCCAAUUAAGAUUUCUGUGAAUGCGAUGUACUCCAAGUACAACAUCAGCCCCUCCUCCAUCAUCAACUUUGGGGCUUUGAUCUGUGGCACUCGUAAAAGCAUCUGCUUCACCAUAGAAAACCAAGGUGUCACUGACUUCAAGUAUGCCCUUUUUAGGAUGACAGGGGAGAACACUAUUUAUCAAAAGAAAGGUGCCAGCCACAUCAGACAUGCGAGAUCCCGGGAAAGCGACACCUUCUACAGGGGCGGCUUUUCCAAAGGAGCCAAAUUCUCUGACACGAUGCAGAAAGACAUAACCACCACAAACCAGGCCCGCUUCUCCCACGGCAUGUUCACCGUAUACCCCGGGUUUGGCUUCGUCUCUUCUGGCGGACAGCAGGUCAUCACCGUUGACUGUGUGGCUGACCCCGUGGGAAGGUGUGAGGAGCUCAUAGCCAUUGAUAUCUCCGACCGGGACCCGAGAGACCAGCCUUCUGGCAUUCCCUACACUCUGUUGGCUGAGGCCUGUGUCCCAGCCUUUGUGACUGACGACAAUGCCUCGAUAUUUGAGGAGCACCAGAUGUGUACCAGCCCCAACCUACACCACAUCCUGCAGACCGUAGAGAGUGGGGGGCUGUUCGUGGAGGAUGAGAAUAAGUUCAUCUUCUGCAAUGUCCUGGUGGGCCAUCAGGCCAAGGCUCGAUUCAAGAUCAGCAAUGCGGGCAAGAUCGCCUGUGAUGUCAACAUUGUGGUUAAGCCUGUCUCCACCAAGCCCUUCGCCCGCAUCGUCGACAUAUUUGAAGUGGAACCCAACAAGAUGUGCAUCGCCAGCCGCUCACACGCCUUUGCCACAGUGUCCUUCAUGCCGCAGACCAUGCAGACCUACCAGUGUAUCUUUGAGGCUACCUUGGACGGCCUGCCCAGCAACGUGGCCAAGAACAGAGGACUCGUGUUUGAUAUCACCGGUGACGGGAACCUCCCGCGGGUGACCAUCGUGCGGCCCGUUCUCCACAACCAGCACGGAAACCCCUUGCUCCUCUUUAAGAGGCUCCUGCUGGACCACUCAGAGAAGCUGCCCCUCAUUCUGAAGAACAACGGCACCAUCCCUGCCCAGCUGCACGUGGACCUGCGCGACCCGCUGGGAGUCUUCUCACUGAAAGGGAGGCCCACGACCUCCUACAUCUACAUCACAGAGGACAACAAACCAAAUGAAAAAGCAAAGAAAGCUCACACAGCCUGCCUGGUUAUUUCUCCUGGAAAUACAGCAGAAAUUGACGUGUUUUUCCACCCCAAGAAGGUUGGGAGGGUGCAAGGCACCAUCCGUCUGUCAGUGGUCAACAACCAGUACGAGGAGACCAUCAUCUACACGGUGGGAGAGGGCUAUGAGGAUGACAUCACCUUGGACAACAUCCACGGGCUGGUGACUCCCACCAGCCAGGAGGCCACAAGUGUCUCUGAGCUUGUAGAGAUGGCAGAGGACAACACUGUGGUCGACGUGGUGGCAGCUUCUCUGGUGGACCACAUCCAGUUUGGGGACUGCCGCAUCGGAAACAGCUAUAAUGUGAGCUUCACAAUCACUAAUCACAGCCACGUGAACGUGAUACGGUUUGAAUGGCCCGUUUUAGCUACAGUGACUUUCUCCCCACAGGUGGGCCACCUCCACCCUGGGUGUGCCAAGGAUGUAGUGGUGACCGUGAAGUCCGAUGUGCCCAUCAGCCUGAAGAAGAUGCGGGUCAAGUGCAGGCUCUCCAGGAUCACGUUUCAGCUCCCCACAGACCAGGUCCCUGACUGGGAUGACCGAAUGCGCACAGUCAAGUGGGUGGACAUGCCCAAAAACACUUCUGGGACUUUUACUACAAAACAAAAAGUGAUAGAGACAGAUCCUGAGCCCGCCCACUCAGUGCUAGAAGAAUGCUACCGAGAACUGCAGCUUCAAAUCAGUGCCGUCGUGGACUUCGCUUCCUACCAGUGCCAAAGGGGCGAUGUGCACUUUAAGGAAACCCUGGUUUACCAGACCCGAGUGUUUGAGUUUGACCUGAUUAAUUCAGGACGUGUGCACCUGGAAUUCAGCUGGAUCUCAGAAGAUAACUCAAGGGCAGUCAGCUUUGCAAUGCCAGAAAAACAAGGUUUAGCUCAGAGAGAUCAGCUUAGUCAGGGCACGCUGCACACAGGCAGCACCCUGGACAGCACCAUGGACCACUGCGCCGAGGGCUCCCCACCAACCUUCUCCGUGGAGCCCUCCUCAGGCAUCGUACCUGUGGGGAAGACGCAGAAGUUCAAAGUGAAGUUCUCCCCGUUGGAUGUUGGAGACUUUGAGAGCAACCUUUUCUGCCAGAUUCCAAACCUGCCACCUGGAGAGCAAGGUCCGGUCCUAGUAGCAAAAGGACGAAGCUCCUUGCCCAUCUGCCAUUUUGACCUGAAGGACUUCGACUACAUCAGCGGUCUUCGGCACAACCCCGAGCUCCGAGGGUCUGGUAGUGGCGCUUUGGAUCCAAACACCCGGGUGAUCGAGUUCACCACUGUGGGCGUAGGAGGGAAGAAUCUCCAGACCUUUACAAUCCUGAACCCGACCAAUAGCACCUACUCCUUCUCCUGGAUCUCUGAAGAAACCGAAAGUCUCCAGAACCCUCCAGCCUUCACGUGCCUUACAGAGAAGGGCUUCAUCCACCCUGACAAGAAAGCUGAGAUUGUGUUCCAGUUCACGCCUUCCCACCUGGACAUCACGGAAGCAUUAUGGACUUUCCUAGUCCCUGAACACAACAUCAUGGUCCCUUUCCUGCUGAUAGGUAAAGCCACCGACCCGCUCAUCUCCCUGGACAAGUCACACCUCAACUUCAGUUCCCUGCUCAUUGGCAGAGAGGCCAGGGAGCGCGUGCAGCUCGUCAACAAGGAGGAGCAGGGGUUCAGUUUUGCCUUCCAGGACAACUCCCGAUACUCGGAAGGUUUCGGCAACAGCCUGGUUGUAUGUCCCAUGGAAGGCUGGAUCCCGCCACUGUCCAGGUUCCCAAUUGAUAUUUUCUUCACACCAAAGCACGAAGGAGAUGUGAACUUUAAUUUGAUCUGCAAUGUGAAAAAGAAAGUCCAGCCUCUGACGUUAAACGUCAAGGCAGAGGGCUACAGUAUGAACACAGAGAUCAAGUGCAAGGACAGGACAGGCUCCAUCACUCUCUUGACUCCCGACCAGACCAACAUCAUCAACUUCUAUGAGGUGGGGUUAAAUGAAUGCGUCCAGUGUGAAUUCAACUUUAUUAACACUGGAAAGUUCAACUUCAGCUUCCAGGCAGAGCUAUCUGGCUCCAAAACCCUGCUGCAGUAUUUGGAAUUUUCACCCACUGACAGUACUGUGGAUGUGGGGCAGAGUGUCCAAGCUACCUUAUCUUUUCAGCCACUUAAGAGGUGUGUCUUGAAGGACCUGGAACUCAGAAUCAAGAUCAACCAAGGCCCAACCUAUAUGUGCAGCAUCUCAGGUUGUGCCAUGAGCCCGGCCAUCCAUUUCUCCUUCACCAGCUACAACUUUGGGACCUGCUUCAUCUACCAAGCUGGGAUGCCCCCAUACAAACAAACCCUGGUCAUCACCAACAAGGAAGAAACGUCUAUGAGCAUAGAUUGCCUGUACACCAGCACCACUCACCUCGAGGUUAACUUCCGUCUUGAGGUGAUAAAGCCAGGAAAGACACUGGAGAUUCCAAUCAUCUUUUAUCCUCGAGAAAGCAUCAACUAUCGAGAACUCAUCCCCUUUGAGAUCAAUGGGCUCUCACAACAAACAGUCGAAAUCAAAGGGAAGGGCACGGAAAUGAAGAUUUCAGUCCUAGAUCCAGCCAACAGGGUUGUGAAGUUGGGAGCCAUCCUGCCAGGACAAGUUGUGAAAAAAACGGUCUCCAUCAUAAACAACAGCCUCGCCCAGCUCACAUUCAACCAUUCAGUUAUGUUCUCGAUUCCAGAGCUCCAGGAACCCAAGGUCAUCACCUUGGUGCCCUUCCACAACAUCACCCUGAAGCCCAAAGAAGUUUGUAAAGUGGAAGUCAUAUUUGCCCCGAAGAAGCGCGUGCCGCUCUUCUCUGAGGAAGUGUUCAUGGAAUGCAUGGGGCUCCUGCGCCCCCUCUUCCUUCUCAGCGGCUGCUGCCAAGCCCUGGAGAUCUCCCUGGACCAGGACCAUCUUCCCUUUGGACCAGUCGUGUAUCAGACGCAGGCGACACGUCGCAUCCUCAUGCUGAACACAGGCGACAUAGGUGCAAGGUUUAAAUGGGAUGUCAAAAAAUUUGAGCCUCAUUUCUCCAUCAGCCCAGAGGAAGGCUACAUCACUGCGGGCAUGGAGGUUUCUUUCAAAGUGACCUACCGUCCCACCGAGGUGGGAAAGGAGAGUUUCUAUAAAAACAUGCAGUGCUUCAUCCAGGGGGGCAGUCCUCUGACCCUGACCCUGUCUGGAGUCUGCGUGGGACUACCUGUGGCAAAAGAUGUGGUGAAUUUCACCUGCCAGGUGCGUUCCAAGCACACACAGACCAUCAUGCUGUCAAACCGCACCAACCAGACCUGGAACCUGCACCCCAUCUUUGAGGGCGAGCACUGGGAGGGACCUGAGUUCAUCACGCUGGAGGCCCAUCAGCAAAACAAGCCCUACGAGAUCACCUACAGGCCCCGCACCAUGAAUGUGGAGAACCGCAAGCACCAGGGCACCCUCUUCUUCCCCCUCCCGGAUGGGACUGGCUGGCUAUAUGUUCUGCAUGGGACUUCCGAGCUCCCCAAAGCUGUAGCCAACAUCUACCGUGAAGUGCCAUGUAAGACACCCUACACUGAGCUCCUGCCAAUCACCAACUGGCUGAACAAGCCCCAAAGAUUCCGAGUCAUUGUGGAAAUGCUGAAACCAGAGCGGCCAGACCUAAGCAUCACUAUGAAGGGCCUUGAUUACAUUGAUGUACUGUCUGGCUCCAAGAAAGACUACAAGCUGAAUUUCUUCGCCUACAAGGAGGGAGUGUACACCGCAAAGGUGAUCUUCCGAAAUGAGGUGACCAAUGAGUUCUUGUACUACACGGUGAGUUUCAGGGUCAUCCCUUCAGGCAUCAUCAAAACCAUCGAGAUGGUGACCCCAGUCCGGCAGAGUGCAUCGGCUUCCAUCAAGGUGGAGAACCCCCUGCCCUACUCGGUGACCUUCUCCGUGGAGUGCAGGCUGCCGGACAUGAGCCUGCCCUCCCAGUUUGCGGUGCCUGCCAACUCCGAGGGCACAUUUGCAUUUGAAUUCCAGCCCCUGAAAGCUGGAGAAACCUUUGGGAAACUAACUUUGCACAACAGUGAUCUGGGUUACUACCAAUAUGAGCUCAGCUUGAAGGCCCUGCCGGCACCUCCUGAAAAGCCUGUCUACUUCCAGACUGUUCUGGGCAGCAACCAAAGCGUCUAUGCAAAGUUCACCAAUUAUACGCGGCAGAAGACAGAAUACUUCUGCAGGACCGACUGUGCGGACUUCCACACGGAGAGGGUCAUUAGCGCAGCCCCGGGAGCCCAGGGGGGCACCGAGGUCAGCAUGGAAGUCUUCUUUGAGCCCAGCCACCUGGGCGAGACCAAGGGCACCCUGAGCCUGUCGUCGAUUAUAGGCGGGGAGUAUGUCAUCCCCCUCUUCGGAGUGGCUCUGCCCCCCAAGCCCCAGGGUCCCUUCCUGAUCCGAGCCGGGUACAACAUAAUCAUCCCCUUCAAGAACGUCUUCCACCAAGUGGUGACCUUCUCCGUCAUCGUGGAGAACCCGGCCUUCACCGUCCGCUCCACAGACACCGUGCGCGCCAAGAAGAUCAACAACAUCACCGUCUACUUUGACGGGAACCCUUCCGGCAACAAAACCCCCAUCACCACCAGGCUGACCGUGAGCUGCCGCCCUGGGGAGGGCAGUGAGGCCACAAUCAAAUGGGUUUAUUACCUGAAGGGGAUCACCCCUUGGCGGUAACAGGGUCACCUGCGUCAGCCAAAAGCCAUCUCCUCAGCCCUAAGACCUAUGCAUCGUCUUAGCCCGACAAAGAACAGAAAAAAAUAAUAAGAAGAAGAAGAAUUCUAAAGGAACUGUUUUAUCCUCCUCAUUCAAUUAUUUCCAUGUCGUGUGGUUUCCAAAUAUAGCUAUGAAAUAUAAAUCCCAUAUUAGCCAUUACAGCUACACACUACAGAUCUAUAUUUUAGAGAACUGAAUCCUUGUGAGUCCCUAAAUUUAAUUUCUUGACAUAUCUGCAAAGCUCGAGUGGUUUUUAAUAAUCUGCAUUUGUACCAAGCAGACCUAGAUAUCACCCCAUGACCUUCCACCAGACAGCUCUUGGCCGUGCGCGGCGCUGGGCACUGCAGCUGCUUUUUAAAGUCCAUAAUGGUUUAACAAGCCCUUAGACGUGGCCCUAUUUUGAUGUGGCAUUUUAUCUGGCUUUCACUCAAAAGCCAAGUAAGUACCUAUUUUCAAAGCAAUGAACAGAUAACAUUAAUGCCACCCAGGGACGACGCUCCCAUCACUUUUUCUCUCAGCUUUUAUUCCAUCAGUCCCCGAAUCCUUGGAGAAAGGCUAACAGAGACCACAGCUGCCCCUGCCCUCCCCAGCCCUGGGCACAGCAGGCAGAGGGGGGGACAGUGAUUCUCGACCUAUCUGCCCAGAACCCACCCCCUCCCCAAAUUCUGAUUUAAUUGGUCUGGAGAGGGGCAUGGUCAUCUUUAUAUAUAUAACUUGUACAGCGGGGCUGAGAGCAAGUGCUAGAGAUGAAAAACCACCCAGCUACUCGUGCUGCAACUGAGUCAGGAAUCCCUUUUAGGAGAAGGACCACGUCCCAGUUUGAUAUCUUGAAACUGCACCUGUUCUGUGUGUCCCUAAAGCCUAUCUAAGCCAGUGCCUUUCUCAAGCUUCCCCUCCAGGGGGCAGUGGGGCACCUCCGCAGAAGCCUCUUCCCCAGCCUUGCAGUGUGUUUUCAUAGGACCGCUUCCCUGUCAGUGCCUCCUGUUGAAAUAAAGAUGGUUAAAGACUG
Molecule: messenger RNA, 16444 nt
Organism: Lemur catta (Ring-tailed lemur)
Lineage: Eukaryota; Metazoa; Chordata; Mammalia; Primates; Lemuridae
Gene: HYDIN
Product: HYDIN axonemal central pair apparatus protein
Exons: 86
Coding region: 61-15396 (5111 amino acids)
Biological process (GO): axonemal central apparatus assembly; cilium movement
Cellular component (GO): axoneme
Source: RefSeq, a predicted model, not a curated record